AUGGCUGUCGCCGAUAAGGAACUGGUUCCCGAGAUUACUGGCAAAACCAAGAACCAGAAGAAGAGCGACAAUAGCGUUAACAAUCAGACCUACAAGUAUAUAAACAAGAUUAAAAACCCUAAGUCCAACAACAAUAAGGCCAUCUUCACCACCUACGUGGAUUAUCACUGGGAGAGCGACUUCUGGAUCUACAAGCUUGACAAGCACCAGGAGUUCCUAGAGCAGUGCAAGGCUAACAGCGCGCUGUACAGCACCAAGUUCAAGCGUUAUACCACCGCGACCAAUGACUGUCUCUUUGCACUCAAUCCCAAGACGUUUGCCUGUAUUAUUAAUAAAGAUCUUAUAAAGGGUGAGAUGGCCUACAAUGUGCUUGGGACUAUUCUCGGUAUUAUCUAG
Messenger RNA from Cyphellophora europaea CBS 101466, 396 nucleotides. RefSeq lists its product as uncharacterized. The transcript has 3 exons. The coding region runs from base 1 to 396 and encodes 131 amino acids. Lineage: Eukaryota; Fungi; Ascomycota; Eurotiomycetes; Chaetothyriales; Cyphellophoraceae. The record is from RefSeq and is a predicted model, not a curated record.